AUGUCUCAAAAGGUUGCACUCGUGACUGGAGCAACCGGUCACCAGGGCGGUGCCACUGCUCGCGAACUCCUUAAGUCCGGAGUCAAAGUCCACGCACUCGUCCGAAGUCCUUCGUCUGAACCCGCCCUUGAGCUCCGGCGCCUAGGAGUCCACCUGUUUCCUGGUGAUUUCGACAAUGUACACGCAAUUCAGGCUGCAAUGGAAGGCGUAACUGCCGUCUUCCUGAAUGUAUCUCCCAUCCCCUCCGACGCCGAACGCGAGGUGAUUCACGGCAAAAAUGUUAUCGAAGCUACCAAGAAUUCCGGUUCUGUCACCACGAUUGUGUACUCUAGUGUUUCAAUGGCCGGGCAGCACGAGUCGUUCCCAGGGUGGGGGCCAGAUCACCCCAUGGCGUGGUACUGGCUCGGUAAAUAUUACAUCGAGGCGAUGGUGCGCGAAUCUGGUGUUAAAUAUUGGACGAUCCUCCGACCCGCGUUUCUGAUGAACAACUAUCACUCUCCAACUUCGGACUUCAUGUUCCCAGAUUUGGCUCAAAGAGGGGUCUUUUUGACGGCUUACAAGCGUAGCACUGCUAUGACUGUACUUGAUCCCGGUGAUGUGGGGAAGUUUGCGGCAGCUGCGAUUGCUGAACCGGAGGCAUACAACAAGCAUGAAAUUGAUUUGGGAGUUGAAGCACUGACGCCUGCUGAGAUUGUGCGGGAGCUGAGUCGAGCGAGCGGGAAGGAGGUUGGUCUCCAGUUUUAUAGCGAUGAGGAGGUGGCAGAACUUGCUCCCAAGAACCCGGUGCUCAUUGCUCAGUUGUGGACAAAUGAUGUUGGUUAUCAAGUUGAUUUCAAGAAACUGUCGAAAUAUCCGAUUCGCUUGACCAGGUUUCGCGAAUACCUUGAGAAGCACCGUGAUCAAGUUCUAUGGACAUUUAAUUAG
This is a messenger RNA of Penicillium manginii, 924 nucleotides long. Its product is annotated as NmrA/HSCARG family protein. The record is from RefSeq and is a predicted model, not a curated record. NCBI's taxonomy places the organism in Eukaryota, Fungi, Ascomycota, Eurotiomycetes, Eurotiales, Aspergillaceae. Bases 1 to 924 code for a protein of 307 amino acids. The transcript has a single exon.